GUGAUCAAUCCCAUCUUCUUCUCCAUUAGACUGAGAAGAGUGAGAGCUGAGAGACAUUCCUAGUAAGAAACUUAAGGGUGGAGUUUGUGAGAGAUAGACACAACUAUCUAUAUAUACAUCUGACAUGAUCCAUUUCCCUUAAGCACAAUUCAACUCCAAAGUUAUAACCAAUUGUUCUUUUGCCUUCCACUUUCAAGCUUGGGUUUUCUUUGAAUACCUAUCUAGACAUAGUUCUUAUAUCAUUAUCGUUUUAGUACAAUUUCGGUGCAUGCUACCUGCCUUAUCUUAAACAUCAUCAAGAAAAAUGGGUUCAAUGAACAAUAACUGGCUUUCAUUUCCUCUUUCUCCAGUUCACUCUUCCUUAUCUCAUUUGCAUUCAUCUCAAAAUAAUCAGUUCUCGCUUGGGUUAGUAACCGAUGGUAUGGACCACUCUUUCGAAAACCCUGCUGAUUGGAACUUGAUGAAUGCUCAUGGUGGCGGUGUCGGCGAUGAAGUCCCGAAAGUUGCAGAUUUUCUUGGUGUUGAGAAAUCAGAUAACCAUAAUGACUCAUUAGUAUUCAAUCAAAUACCUACACCAACUCAAGCAGAUUAUCUCUUGUCUAACUGCAAUCCUCAAGUUACCGACAUAUCUCCUUCUGAUGGCAGUGCCAAAGACUUUAAAUCUUCUCAAGGAAAUGUUGGAAAUUUGCAGUCACUAACACUGUCUAUGGGCACUGGUAAGGGUUCAAACACAACUGAUGAAGGAAAUAGCGCUAUUACCACCACUGUUGUUGAAGAAGCACCAAGAAGGGCUAUUGAUACAUUUGGGCAACGAACUUCUAUAUACCGAGGUGUAACAAAGCAUAGAUGGACUGGUCGAUAUGAAGCUCAUCUUUGGGAUAAUAGUUGCCGUAGAGAGGGUCAAUCAAGAAAAGGUCGACAAGUCUAUCUUGGUGGGUAUGACAGGGAAGAAAAAGCUGCCAGGGCUUAUGAUUUGGCUGCUCUGAAGUACUGGGGAACCUCUACAACAACAAAUUUUCCUAUAAGUAUUUAUGAAAAGGAAUUAGAAGAAAUGAAGAAUAUGACUAGGCAAGAAUUUGUUGCAUCUCUCAGAAGGAAAAGUAGCGGUUUUUCUAGGGGUGCUUCCAUGUAUCGUGGAGUUACAAGGCACCAUCAACAUGGUAGAUGGCAAGCAAGGAUUGGGAGGGUGGCUGGAAACAAGGACCUAUACUUGGGCACAUUCAGUACUGAAGAGGAAGCAGCGGAGGCUUAUGAUAUUGCUGCAAUAAAGUUCAGAGGAUUGAAUGCGGUAACUAACUUCGACAUGAACAGAUAUGAUGUUAAAAGCAUACUUGAAAGCAACACACUACCCAUUGGAGGAGCAUCUAAGCGAUUAAAGGAGACUCAGGACACCGAAACACUGCGUAAGAGAGAGGAAAUUAAAGCUAUUGGUUCGAGCUUCUACGAUGGAAAUUCAACGGUUGGUGGAUUCCAAGGUUAUCCAAUGGUACCUCCGUUUGAACAAACUUCUCAGCCAUUACUAGCUUUACAAAACCAACAGAGUUAUCAUCAUUAUACCCAAGAGGCGCCACAUCUUCAAAAUUACAUGCAAACUCAUCAGUUGCUCCAUAACCCUAAUAGCACUUCUUCUUUACUUCAUUCAAGCCAAAGUGGGUCUCAAUUUCAUCAAGGUUUUUAUCAAAAUCAACCUACCAUGCUACACGGUUUAAUGACAAUGGGUUCAUCUUCAUCGUUGAUGGGAAGUAAUGGAAGUUCCAGCAAUGGUUAUGAUGAGGCUGCAUAUUUUGGUAACGGGCUUGGAUUGACGGCAACUUCAUCGUCAACAGGAAAUGCUGGUGCUGGUAUUGGAUCAAUGACAGAUCUUGCACUCGUUAAAGUUGAUUAUGACAUCAACUCUGGUGGCUAUGGCGGAUGGCCAGCGGAAACCGUUCAUGGAAAUGGUGCAAACCCAGGCUCAUUUACAAUGUGGAAUGAUAAUUGAUGGCAUGAAUGAGAUGAGAUAAGUUGAAGUGACUGUAUCUUAUAGAUAAUGAUGAUGAACCAUGCGUGGAUGGAUUUAUUAUGGUUAAUUUGCUUUACUUGGUUUGAUCUAAGUGUAGUUUUUUUUCUGGUUUGAACUAUUUUUCUUUUUUAUAGA
Messenger RNA from Papaver somniferum (opium poppy), 2137 nucleotides. RefSeq names its product AP2-like ethylene-responsive transcription factor PLT2. Gene Ontology annotation, molecular function: DNA-binding transcription factor activity; DNA binding. The transcript is spliced from 8 exons. The coding region runs from base 305 to 1981 and encodes 558 amino acids. The record is from RefSeq and is a predicted model, not a curated record. Gene Ontology annotation, biological process: regulation of DNA-templated transcription. NCBI's taxonomy places the organism in Eukaryota, Viridiplantae, Streptophyta, Magnoliopsida, Ranunculales, Papaveraceae.